UAUUAUAUUUUAUAAAUAUGGGAUGCGUAAUUACAUCUGAGAAAGUCAGUCAAUAGAAAACUAUGAUGUUGGAAUCAACAUAUAAAAAAGAAUAACGGGAGAAAGAUUAAAGAAUAAAAGCACAUGCUAUUUUAGACGAGUAUCGUCAAACUAAAACAAUCAGGAAGUAAAUCAAAUUGCAAUAAGACGUCAAAGAUGCUCUCUUAGAAUAAAUCGUUAGAAAUAAAACAGUUACUCCUCAAAAGUCCUCGAUAGCCAAUUGA
Molecule: messenger RNA, 263 nt
Organism: Paramecium sonneborni
Lineage: Eukaryota; Ciliophora; Oligohymenophorea; Peniculida; Parameciidae
Source: the annotation of a GenBank genome assembly